Molecule: messenger RNA, 723 nt
Organism: Trichomonas vaginalis G3
Lineage: Eukaryota; Parabasalia; Trichomonadida; Trichomonadidae
Product: glycine-rich protein family
Exons: 1
Coding region: 1-723 (240 amino acids)
Source: RefSeq, a predicted model, not a curated record
AUGGUGAAAGGCGGAUAUGGAGGUGGAGGAUGGGCUGCAAAUUGGUACUGGCAACCAGGAAAUAAUGGAGCAGGGAGCGGAGGUGGCCAAACCGCCGUCAUGUUUUUGCAGAAUGAUCUUUGGCAUCGUGUAAUUGUGAGCGGCGGUGGUGGCGGUUCUGACAACUGUCCUGCUCAUCAGACUGAAUUUAUGGGAGCUGAUGAUGGUUCCGGCGGUGCUGGUGGUGGUUUUACAGCUCAAGGGUUUUGGAUUAAUGGUGAAUUAAAAUCGAGUCAUGUAGCAAAUUCCACCUACGGCUUCAGUUUCGGUUCUGGUGAAUCUGCUCAAAAAGACGGCUCUAAGAAUCAAUGGGGAGUUAAACGAGGUGAAAUGGAAAGCGACAGACCAGGAUCAGGUAGCGGAUGGUUUGGUGGAUUCGCUGGACACCAUGGUGAUGGUGGUUCUGGCGGUGGAAGUUCGUGGGUGCUGUCGAAAAAUGCAGUCAUUCCUCCCGGAGAAAUCCAAGCAUAUGACAGUUUUUAUAAUCCAAUUGGAAAACAUCCAUAUGCAUUCCUUAACCACGAGUACACAUUUAGUGACAUUAAAUCGUAUCCCGGAAUCCGGGAAGGCCAUGGUCGCUUAAUUAUCACAAUUCUCGACAACGUUAAACUUCAAACACAAAACAUCCAAUGUUUGCACGAUUUUAACUUUAUGCUUCUUUAUAUCAUUCUUAUUGAAAAAUAA